AUGUGUUUCGUUAGAUUCGAAGACUUCUACGGCGUGUGGUCAAGAACCGUAACCGAAAUCUGCCUCCCUCGCCUCUCCUCCGCCGUUCCCGCCGACGAACUCUCCGGCAACAUAGAAAUCGUCCUCGCCUGCUUAGAAUGGUACUACAAAUCCCUGAAUCACUACGCCAACAACGACUCCAAAACCAUCCUUUACUUCCUCUUCCCUCCACAUCGCAACACGCUCGAGAUGCCGCUUCUCUUCCUCGGCGACAUCCAUCCUUACCUCCUCACCAGACUCCUUAAAUCACUCAUCACCCGAGCGAAUCAAGAUUCCGGUGGAGUCGACACGUCUGUGUCGCAAGAUCCACACGCCCAGCUGCUAAAGAGAAUCGUAGAUAUCGAGGGAGAUAUCUUGCAUACGUUCUCUGAUCUACAGGAACGGAUGGGUAAAGAACAGAUCAGCUUCUCAAGUCGGUUCUUGGACAAAUGGGUCAACAAUUCUCAGGAAGAGACGCAGAGGAAAACGGUUGUAAACACGGCAGCUUCAGUGGCCAAGGAAGAGAUGUGCGACCUUGUGAAAAUCCUCGUAGAUGCGAAUCAUUUAAGAGAGCAAGUGAUCACUGACAUUGUUAAAGCUACUAUGAUCGAUCAUCAGAAUCUAACGGCUCAGUUUCUUGACGGUGUUUGCAGAAUCUUUGCUGCGUUUAAAGAUCAGGGUCGAGAAUUUCGUAACUCUCUAUCUGCUUCUCCACUCAUGGACCAUCGCCGUGCAUUUCAACCGGCUCAACAACCGUACCAAGCUUUUCCGGUCAUGAACCAGCUGCCUACACGUGGAGUAUACAACAGAGUCCCAAACGCGGAAUACGUUAUCUACGUUGGGAAUUUGGGAACCGAAGUUACACCACAAGUGCUGGGAGAGACGUUCAGAGAGCGUUAUGGAUCGGUUAAGGUUGCAGAGGUUGCGUUUUCCCGCGACACAGGACUUAGCAAUGGAUAUGGUUUUGUUAGCUUCUCAGAUGAAAUUGAGCAAAUUCGUGCAUUGACGGAGAUGGAUGGUCAACUUUGUUCCAACGCGCCUAUGAGAGUCCGUCGUGCUCAUGCAAAUAGAAUGCCAGGCAGUAUCGAAAGGUUUAAUACUUUCAAGUGA
Messenger RNA from Microthlaspi erraticum, 1128 nucleotides. The record is from the annotation of a GenBank genome assembly. NCBI's taxonomy places the organism in Eukaryota, Viridiplantae, Streptophyta, Magnoliopsida, Brassicales, Brassicaceae.